UAAUGGGAAAAGGUGCAGCCACAAGAGGUCGCUAUAAAUACGAAUUGUGGCCUGCAAAUAACAAGUUCUUUUGUGGAGGAAAAGUAAUUACCGGCCCUGACUAUAGAAAUACUUUUGCUACUUUGUUAUUGGUCAUCAUUCCAGUAGGACUCUAUUUUGGUAUAAUCAUUGCAUACCUUACUUCCCACUGGAAGGCGGGAGGCUACACUUUCUUAGCACUUACCAUCUUCUUUGCUUGCAUAUCUAUAAUAACUUUGUUAUUAACUGCAACAGAUGACCCUGGAAUUAUUCCUAGACAAUCCGUGGAACCAAGAGACGUUAUUAGAAAUCCUAGAACAGGUUUUCCACUUCCGAAGGAAAUUAUCGUGAAUGGCCACCCUUACUCUUUGAAAUAUUGUGAAACUUGUAGAAUAUGGAGACCAUUGAGAGCUUCCCACUGUUCAACUUGUAACAACUGUGUCGAAAGGUUUGACCAUCACUGUCCUUGGUUAGGAAACUGUAUUGGAAGACGAAACUAUCGAACAUUUUAUAUUUUUAUUUGUUCUACGACCAUUUUAUGCUGUUUAGUCAUUGCGAGUGCAGCUGUCAGUUUGAAAUUGAAAACAGAUGCAUCAUCUCUUCAUCACAGUGAUGCUGAAGCCUUUGGCUUUGCUUUAGCAAGUCCUUUGGUAAUAUCGUUUAUACUUAUCAUUUAUUGUUUUAUAGCUAUGUUAUUUACUGGUGGUCUAUUUAUUUUUCAUACUAUUCUUGUUUUCCGCAAUCGUACUACAGCAGAAACUUUGAAAUACUCAUGGAAGGAAGUGACAACCUUGGAACCUAGAGGCUUGCAUUCCUUUUGUCAUCUCAUUUGUGGAAAGAAACCACCCAGUAAAAUAAAAGUAGGAGUGGAACAUCCUACUAGAGUUACCCCAUUCAAAGUCAUGAUGCGCCGAGAUGAAGAAGAAGAAGAAGAAGAGAAUGGUAGGAAUGAGAUAGAGGAGAAUACCAAUGAUGGACAUUCUCGUGAGUGGAACAAGUUACAUUAUCUUCAACAACAAGAUGAGGAACAACAAAUAUGAUGUUUUUAUGAUUCCUAAGGCAGUGCACUAUUUUGUAAAAAAUUUUCACGAUAGAGAAAAGCAAUAAAGUCCAUUAAGAUCCUUUGCUGUUUCUCCACAUGCUUUUGUACAAACAAGGUAUACAAGUUGGGACGAUAAGAAGGGAGGAAAACUUGGUCACCAAGAGCUGAACUCUGACUUUUUGGUUUCUUUUGCUUUUUGAAGUUUUUGGGUUCUUGUCUAUCAGCCUGGUUUGACGAGGGUGCUUCGGCAGAGUCCGUUGUUUUCUCUUCAUAUACUUUAGCCACUAACUGUAAAGCAUUCCAUUGUUUAUGGUUUGUUUGUUCGAUUUUUUUUGCACUUGGCCACUUUUUUCGUCUUUCUUCAAUAUAGCGGGCAAUUUCUUCCGGACUUUCCUUGUUUGUGUUGUUAUAUGUAGUAGGAGCAACCAUCCUUCUUCUUUUGUUCGUAUUUAUUUCUGGUUUUGUUCGUCUUUUCUUACCCCAAGGUUUCCAUUGACUAUAAUGGUUGACUAGAGGUAUCGAGUUUUGUUCUCGACAGUUGUGCACUUCCGAAGACCAAGGCCUAAUUGGCUUGGGUUGAUGAGAAACUUGAGUAAAGGUUGGUAGCAUAGU
Molecule: messenger RNA, 1672 nt
Organism: Galdieria sulphuraria
Lineage: Eukaryota; Rhodophyta; Bangiophyceae; Galdieriales; Galdieriaceae
Product: palmitoyltransferase ZDHHC9
Exons: 7
Coding region: 3-1058 (351 amino acids)
Biological process (GO): peptidyl-L-cysteine S-palmitoylation; protein targeting to membrane
Cellular component (GO): endoplasmic reticulum; Golgi apparatus
Molecular function (GO): protein-cysteine S-palmitoyltransferase activity
Source: RefSeq, a predicted model, not a curated record